Ipomoea nil (Japanese morning glory) is the source of this 633-nucleotide messenger RNA. Its product is annotated as agamous-like MADS-box protein AGL80. Bases 1 to 633 code for a protein of 210 amino acids. The transcript has a single exon. NCBI's taxonomy places the organism in Eukaryota, Viridiplantae, Streptophyta, Magnoliopsida, Solanales, Convolvulaceae. Gene Ontology annotation, molecular function: RNA polymerase II cis-regulatory region sequence-specific DNA binding; DNA-binding transcription factor activity, RNA polymerase II-specific; protein dimerization activity. The record is from RefSeq and is a predicted model, not a curated record. Gene Ontology annotation, biological process: regulation of transcription by RNA polymerase II.
AUGGCGGCAACGCCCAGCGCGUCUAGGAAAAGAAUAUUAACCUAUAUCACAGACGACUCCAACAGGAAAACCACGUUCAAGAAGAGAAAGAAGAGUUUGGUGAAGAAGGCACGGGAGCUGAGCGUGCUGUGCGGCGUCACGGUGUGCGCCGUGGUGUGCAGCCCUUUCAGGGAGAUUGAGACGGAGGUGUUCCCCGACGAGGGCGGGGUGCGGGAGGCCUAUGCCCGGUUCAAGGGCAUGACGCAGGUGGAGCAGACUCGGAGGAAGUAUAGCCAGGAGACGAUCACUGAAGAAAGGUAUGAGAAGGUGAAAAGUAAGGCGCUAAAAGUGUCGACAGGGAACCAGGAAAAGGAAAUGACGGAGAUGAUGUACCAGUACUUGAGUGGACAGCUGAUGAGCCUGCCUGCCAUGAACUUGGUUCAUCUCAAUGACUUGGCUGUGGUGACCCAAAGGCAUUUGGAGCGAAUUACUGAGAAGCUUGCGGCUCUGGGGAAAGAGGGGGAUUCGGUUUUGAUGCCUCCCCCUCCUCCUCGUGCUCCUGCUUCCAUGGAUAUGGGUGGUGGCAUGCGAAAUGAUGAAGGUAAUGGAAUGUAUGUGAACACCAACAAUCGCCCAGAGGGACCUGCGUGCUGA